Macadamia integrifolia is the source of this 1016-nucleotide messenger RNA. Its product is annotated as dnaJ homolog subfamily B member 4-like. Lineage: Eukaryota; Viridiplantae; Streptophyta; Magnoliopsida; Proteales; Proteaceae. Gene Ontology annotation, cellular component: cytosol. The transcript is spliced from 2 exons. Gene Ontology annotation, molecular function: protein-folding chaperone binding. Bases 136 to 831 code for a protein of 231 amino acids. The record is from RefSeq and is a predicted model, not a curated record.
CACGAAUCUGGAACGCACGAGAUUUUUCAUGGAUUUGAACCCGAGCUUGACCUUGGCUUGUAACUUAUAAAUCAGAAACAAUGAACAUACAAGUGUUGAUUGUAGUUUUGUUGGAGGUCUGGAGGGAGAUCGAACAUGUCUACUUCUCGCAGUGCCGAUGGCGUCUUCAGUGGGAUCUUCGACUUUCCUUUCCAAUCUACCGGUCAGUCAUCUCGCAAUGCUCGAACAAUCGAUUCUAACGAUGCCGAUUUCAUCUUCUCCAACUUCUUUGGGCAGUCCCGUCCCAAGAUUCCACCAGUCCAAAGGAAUCUACCUUUUACCCUCGAGGAGCUUUACUCUGGUUCCAAACGCAAUAUUAAGAUCUCUAGGACCAUUCCUGAUGCUCAUGGCAAGGCAACAACUGUGGAGGAGAUGUUGGCGAUAGAUAUUAAGCCUGGCUGGAAGAAGGGAACUAAGAUAACUUAUCCAGAGAAGGGUAACCAAGAUCAAGGCACUAUUGCUGGAGAUUUGAUUUUCGUGAUUGAUGAGAAACCUCAUGCAGUUUACACAAGGGAUGGGAAUGAUCUGUUGGUGAACCAGAAGAUAUCACUCUUGGAUGCACUCACUGGGAAGACUCUUACCCUGACAACGCUGGAUGGGAGGGAGCUUGCAAUCCCAGUUACAAAUAUUGUGAAACCAGGUGAUGGGAUGGUGAUAGCAAAUGAGGGAAUGCCCAUCUCAAAACAAUUUGGGAAGAAAGGUGAUUUGAAAAUUAAAUUCGACGUCAAAUUCCCAUCCAGCCUCACUGAAGAUCAGAAAUCUGUUCUGAGGAGAGGGUUGGGACGGAGCUGAUGAAUAUGAACUGGAAGGUGAAGAAGUCAACAGUAGGAGGCAGCAGAGUUGUUUGGGGUGAAGGGUAUUUUGGUACCAAGUUUCAUGGUUAGUUUAAGUCUAUUUAUCUGGAUUUUAGAUCAUUUUAUGAUCUGGUUAUGGACUGUUUACAGCUUGAUUAGUCAAUUAUCUCGUUUAAAGUGUAA